This is a messenger RNA of Vigna angularis (adzuki bean), 932 nucleotides long. RefSeq names its product gamma-glutamyl peptidase 3. Lineage: Eukaryota; Viridiplantae; Streptophyta; Magnoliopsida; Fabales; Fabaceae. The transcript is spliced from 3 exons. Gene Ontology annotation, cellular component: cytosol. Bases 81 to 833 code for a protein of 250 amino acids. The record is from RefSeq and is a predicted model, not a curated record.
GACCCAACACACAACAAAUUUGGUUUCUCUCUUUCUCUUUCUAACAACCAAAGCUCAUAUUUUUCAAGCCUAGCUUGAAGAUGGCAAUUGAUUGUGAAAGUAGAAGAUAUGCUGUGCUGCAAGCAGUGCAUGAUUCUGAGUAUGUAGAGAAAGUGUACGGUGGGUACUACAACGUCUACGUAGAAGCCUUUGGGGAAGAGGGAGAUGUGUGGGAUUUGUUCAGAGUGUAUGAGGGGGAUUUUCCUGAAUUGAAUGAUCUGCAUAAAUAUGAUGGGUUUGUGAUCACUGGUAGCCCCAGUGAUGCUUAUGGAAAUGAUUACUGGAUCCUUAAACUUUGUUUCAUUUUGCGAAUCAUUGUUGCAAUGGAGAAGAAGCUCCUUGGCAUUUGCUUUGGCCACCAGGUACUGUGCAGGGCUUUGGGUGGAAGGGUAGGGAAAUCGAAGACAGGGUGGGAUAUUGGGUUUAGAGAAGUGCAUUUCAUGAAAGAUGUAGGUGGAUGUUAUAGGUACCUAGAUCAUCAUGAAAUGUCAUCAUUCCUUUCGAUCAUAGAAGUGCACCAAGAUGAGGUUUAUGAGGUUCCUGAGGGUGCAGAUGUGAUUGCAUCUUCAGACAAAACUCGGGUGGAAAUGUUUGCAAUUGCAGACAACAUUCUCGGAAUUCAGGGUCAUCCUGAGUACACCAUAGAUAUAUUGUUUAAUCUCAUUGAUCGCCUUCUCCAAAUGGAUGUCAUACAGAAAGGAUUGGCAGAAGAUUUGAAGUGUCGGCUUGAGUCUGCUGAGGCAGACCAGGAGUGCUGGAAAAUGAUUUGUAGGAGCUUUCUCAAGGGAAAAUAGACCUCCUUGCACUUCUUCCUAUGCACUAACGUUUAAGACCUUAGUAAAAAUAAAUAAAAACAAACAUAUAUUUACUUUUCAUUGUAGUGGUUUUAUCGA